GGCUUGGUUGAGGGCGCCCCGCCGAAUUGCCAUGUAGCGAGCCGAAGAAACGGCGCGUCCGGGCCGGGCAGAGGCGAGGGCAGCCGGGCCGGGCCAGGCCGCAUCCCCCCCACCCACCCCCAUGGGCGCGCAGGUCGGACUGCUAUGGAAUAUGACAAGAAGCUGGCUCGUUUCCGGCAGGGCCACCUCAACCCGUUCAACAAGGCCCCGCUGCAAAGCCAGCAUGACCAGAAGACUGGGGAGACUGGAGGGGAGUUUCAGCAGAAAGGCUUGAGGCUGGGCUUGUCCCCCGAGGAGGAGGCUGAGUUCCAGUGUUCAGAGCGCACCAUGGACUUGGGUCUCGCAGAGGAUCACUUCUCACGCCCAGUGGGCUUGUUCCUGGCCUCUGAUGUCGAGCAGCUGCGGCAGGCGAUUGAAGAGUGCAAGCAGAGGAUUUUGGAGCUCCCUGAUAACUCGGAGAAGCAAAAAGAUGCCGUAGUGCGGCUCAUCCAUCUGCGGCUCAAACUCCAGGAGCUGAAGGAUCCCAGUGAGGAUGAGCCCAACAUUCGGGUGAUUCUGGAGCAUCGCUUCUACAAGGAGAAGAGCAAAAGCGUGAAGCAGACCUGUGACAAGUGCAGCACCAUCAUCUGGGGACUCCUCCAGACCUGGUAUACCUGCACAGGUUGUUCCUAUCGCUGCCAUAGCAAGUGCCUGAACCUCAUCACCAAGCCAUGUGUCCGCUCCAAGGUCAGCCACCAGGCUGAGUAUGAGCUCAGCAUCUGCCCAGAGACAGGGUUGGACAGCCAGGACUACCGCUGUGCCGAGUGCCGGGUGCCCAUCUCGCUCCGAGGAGUUCCAAGUGAGGCCCGGCAGUGUGACUACACUGGCCUCUAUUACUGUAGCAACUGCCACUGGAACGACCAAGCUGUCAUCCCUGCCAGGGUCAUCCACAACUGGGACUUUGAACCCCGCAAGGUAUCUCGGUGCAGCAUGCGCUACCUUGUCCUGAUGGUGUCACGGCCGGUACUCAAACUGCGUGAGAUUAACCCUCUUCUGUUCAACUAUGUUGAGGAGCUGGUGGAGAUCCGGAAGCUGCGCCAGGACAUUCUCCUUAUGAAACCAUACUUCAUCACCUGCAAGGAAGCUAUGGAGGCUCGGCUCUUGCUCCAGCUGCAGGAUCGGCAACACUUUGUGGAGAACGACGACAUGUACUCGCUGCAAGACCUGAUUGACAUCAAUGCUGGGCGCCUCAGCUGCUCCCUUACUGAGACCCACACGCUCUUUGCCAAACACAUCAAACUGGAUUGUGAGCGGUGCCAAGCAAAGGGUUUUGUGUGUGAGCUCUGCAAAGAGGGGGACGUGCUCUUUCCCUUUGACAGCCACACCUCCAUGUGCAUGGACUGCUCAGCUGUCUUCCACAGGGACUGUUAUUAUGACAAUUCCACAACGUGUCCCAAGUGUGCUCGGCUAAAUCUGAGAAAGCAGUCGCUGCUCAGAGACCCCAGUGUGGAGCUGCAGGCUUAGAGGUGCCUUUCCUUGGCUGGAGGGAGAUGGCACAAAGGAACAUGGGAAGCCCAGGAUGCUGGGUUUCACCUGUACUUGCCUGGGAAGAGGUCAGCCCAGAUUGGCAAGGAGGAGAACCUUCACAGGAGUGCAGCUGGGAAUGGCUUCUCUAAAGGUUCCGGGAAAUGAUGCUGCAGGACAAGUGUCCUAGACUCUCUCUCACCAGAAGAGCCUUUGAGACUGCUCAGCACAUCAGACUUUGCAGACUCUCCCUACCUGGAAUCAUGAGACUUGAGUUCAAGAAAGCACUGUCCUCACAGGACACAGGUUUUUGGGUGUGAGGAGGACAAGCUUUUGGCCCAGGGUUUAUUCAUGGCAGAUCCUGCUAGGCUGAAAAACAUUGGAGAAAUGGCCAACUGUGAUGCGAAACACUUGCUAGCAGCUUUCCUCGGCUGUUGCUUAUUAAUGCCACCGCUCUAUGCUGGCACAUGACAUUGAGAGUGCCCCUGUGGCUUCCGUUUUGACAGUGAUACAUCAGCGUGGAAGAUGAUCCGAGGCAGGUGGGCUUAGGGAUGAUAUGAUAUCUAGAAUUCAUUCCCACUAACUUAGAUGCAUAAAGUAUCUGUGCUGGAGAUCAGGUAUGUGGGAGAGAAGAGAAGAUGCCCUUUCCUCCUUCACCAUCCCCAUGGCUUUUGGUGAUGGCAACACAAGGACUGGAUAAAUGAUGAACUUGGAACAGACCCCAACAGCCAGUGAGAAGAGACUGGAGUGGGGCACUUCAACCACAGUAAUUUAUCACGAGCACUAAAAUCACUUUAAAUAAAGCCGUGUGAAACUCUG
Messenger RNA from Lacerta agilis (Sand lizard), 2322 nucleotides. It is a transcript of the gene DEF8, whose product is annotated as differentially expressed in FDCP 8 homolog. The transcript is spliced from 12 exons. The coding region runs from base 145 to 1503 and encodes 452 amino acids. The record is from RefSeq and is a predicted model, not a curated record. NCBI's taxonomy places the organism in Eukaryota, Metazoa, Chordata, Lepidosauria, Squamata, Lacertidae.